AUGGGCUGCUGUGCUGCUAAACAUUCCCCAACUUCUCCACAAACAGUUGUAGCUAGUAGUCUGACUGUUCCAAAUAAAGAAGGAUCAAUAGAUGCUUCUAUCCAAACUCCAAAAUCUCAAACUAACGACGCUUUAUACAUAAUAACAGAUGGUAAAUUUUAAACAGACAUCCACAAAUAUUACGAUUUACAAAAAGUCCUCGGUAAAGGCUUCUACGGAGUUGUCAAAUUAGGAGUCAGCAAGCUUGGAAAUCACCAAAAAUAUGCUAUUAAGAGCUUAAACAAAGAAAAAAUAAAAAAAGACAUACAAUCCUUACAAAGGGAACUGACGAUCCUCAAAACCAGUGAUCAUCCUAAUAUAAUCAAGCUUUACGAGGUAUUUGAAGAUGAAAACUUUAUACAUAUUGUCAUGGAGUAUUGCUCCGGAGGAGAACUCUUUGACAAAAUCAAUAAGAAAACGAGAUUCACUGAAAGAGAAUCAGCGCAUGCAUCUUAUAAAAUGUUUUAUGCUAUUAACCAUCUACAUACUGGAAAUAUUGCACAUAGAGAUCUGAAGCCGGAAAACUGUCUUUUUGACUCUAAUAAAGAAGAUGCAGAGCUAAAAUUAGUAGAUUUUGGCCUUGCUAGUAAAUUUUCAGGAAUGACUAUACCUUUUCAUUUAAAUGCUAGUGGCAAUUUAUUAUAGGAACAUAUUUAGUAUACAAAAGUAUAUGAAAACAAUGGUUGGGACUGCUUUAUAUGUUGCUCCUGAGGUUUUAGGAGAAAAAUAUGGCCCUGAAUGUGACGUCUGAAGCCUAGGCGUGAUCACUUAUACCAUGAUCGCUGGCUAUCAACCUUUUCGAGGAGAAACCAACAAAGAAGUGUUCAAAAGCAUCAGAAAAGCCAAUAUUUCUAUGAAAGAGCCUGAGUUUGAACGAGUUUCUAAAGAAUUUAAAGACUUUAUCAGGCGAGUUUUAUGCCCAGAUCCUAGCAAACGUAUAACUGCAGCUGAAGCUUUAAGACACCCAUGGUUUACUCUUAUGGGCGCUAACAGACUAAAACCUUUAGAUAUGAACGUCAUAUCGCGACUCAGGAGUUUUACUUCAACCCAUCGACUAAAGGUAGAAGCAAUCAGAAUUAUCAUAAAAUUCAUGAACGUUAAAGAAACUUCUCUUGCUCUUGAUAAUUUCAAAGUAUUAGAUACUGAUCUUACAGGAUUUAUAACUGUACAAGGGCUUGAGCAAAGCUUAAGGGCAGCAAAUAUAGAGAUAACAGCUAGUGAACUGAACAAUAUUUUUAUACAGGUUGACUUGAAUGGUAACGGAAAAAUCAAUUAUACAGAAUUUGUUAUAGCCACUUUGGAUCCUGCUAUUAUGAUGAAAGAAGAAAAUUUAAUGGCUGCAUAUAAAACUUUUGAUAUCGUAAUCAUUAUAUAGGAUGAUGUAGGAUAUUUUACAGCUUCACAAGUAAAAAGAGUCAUUGAUAAAUCAGGAAGAACUAUUACAGAGCACGAAGUUGAAGAAAUGAUGAACCUAAAUUGGUUAAAACAGCACGGAAAAGUUGACUAUGAGGAUUUCGUCAAAUUAUUUGACGAGAAUCCUCCAAGCGCUCGUGCAUAA
Molecule: messenger RNA, 1597 nt
Organism: Blepharisma stoltei
Lineage: Eukaryota; Ciliophora; Heterotrichea; Heterotrichida; Blepharismidae
Source: the annotation of a GenBank genome assembly